GAGAGAAGAAGAAGAAGAAGAAGAAGAAAAAAGAAAACCCAGCGAGAGAAAGUGAAGGAAAGUACGAGAAAAUAAGGGAAAAUAAAACAGUUGCAGAGGAAAAUUAUUUUUCGUUCAGGAAGGGAUUUUAAACUCCGGCAUUGUAGCGUCUUCAACAAAACAUUUUCCAUGUGACUUCGUUUUUUUUUUUUUUUUUUUCUUCGUAAAAACCAUUUUUUCGCUGCACUUUGUAACCAAGUUUGGUAGAGUUUAGAACGAUUAAGGAGCUACAUUGUGUAGCUGCGUGGUUUUUUGGCUCGACUCUGGAGUUUGGAUUUUAAAAGGUUCCAGCAAAUUAGGGCAGAAGAUUGGAUCUUUUGCCUUUAAGGUGCUGGGUGAAUCUAAUGGUUUCGUCGGCAUUGUGUGGUGGUUGUUGUUUUUGCUGACGGAAUCUAGGGUUCGGCCGCUCUCUGAUCCGAAUCUGAUCAUUCUUUCACGUAAUGGCUUCUCAAGUCAAUCUUGUGGUUGGUUCUUUUGUUUGGGUGGAGGAUCCUGAGGAAUCUUGGAUUGAUGGAGAAAUUGUGGAAGUUAAUGAUGAGGAUAUUAAGAUUAGUUGUACAUCAGGGAAGACUGUUGCUGCCAAACGAUCCCAUAUCUUUCCAAAGGAUCCAGAAUUUCCUCCAUGUGGUGUGGAUGAUAUGACAAAGCUGGCCUACCUUCAUGAACCUGGGGUUUUGCAGAAUUUAAAAUGUCGAUAUGACAUAAAUGAAAUAUAUACUUACACAGGGAAUAUAUUGAUAGCUGUUAAUCCUUUUCGAAGACUGCCUCAUUUAUAUGAUAAUCAUAUGAUGGAACAAUAUAAAAGGGUUGCUUUUGGUGAGCUGAGCCCACAUCCUUUUGCUAUUGCUGAUUAUGCAUAUAGACUAAUGAUUAAUGAAGGAAUAAGCCAGUCAAUUUUGGUUAGUGGGGAAAGUGGAGCUGGUAAAACAGAGAGUACAAAGAUGCUUAUGCGUUAUCUUGCUUAUAUUGGUGGAAGGGCCGCAAAAGAGGGGCGGUCUGUGGAGCAGAAAGUCCUAGAGUCUAACCCUGUCCUCGAAGCAUUUGGUAAUGCAAAGACUGUUAGGAACAAUAAUUCAAGUCGUUUUGGUAAAUUUGUGGAGCUUCAGUUUGACCAAAAGGGGAGAAUCUCUGGUGCUGCCAUCAGAACUUAUUUACUGGAACAAUCUCGUGUUUGCCAAGUUUCUGAUCCUGAGAGAAAUUAUCAUUGCUUUUAUAUGAUCUGUGCUGCACCACCAGAGGAUGUUGAGAAGUACAAAUUGGGAAAUCCUAGAACAUUUCACUAUCUAAAUCAAUCAAAUUGCUAUGAGUUGGAUGGAGUGGAUGAUUCUAAGGAAUACAUUGCAACUAGGAAGGCUAUGGAUGUUGUUGGGAUUGGCUCUGACGAGCAGGAAGCAAUAUUCCGUGUUGUAGCUGCUGUGCUCCACUUAGGGAAUGUUGAAUUUGCAAAGGGAACAGACUCAGAUUCGUCUGAACCCAAGGAUGAGAAAUCUCGAUUCCAUCUUAAGACAGCAGCUGAACUUUUCAAGUGUGAUGUUCUGUCUCUUGAACAUUCUUUAUGCAAACGUGUGAUUGUAACUCGUGAUGAGAGCAUAACAAAAAGCCUAGAUCCCGAAACUGCAACCGUUAGUAGAGAUGCUUUGGCCAAAAUUGUUUAUUCAAGAUUAUUUGAUUGGCUUGUGAACAAGAUCAAUAGUUCCAUUGGUCAAGAUCCUGACUCAAAAUCCUUGAUCGGGGUUCUAGAUAUUUAUGGAUUUGAGAGUUUCAAGACAAACAGCUUUGAACAAUUUUGUAUCAAUUUGACAAAUGAGAAACUGCAGCAACAUUUCAAUCAGCAUGUUUUCAAGAUGGAGCAAGAAGAAUAUACAAAAGAAGAAAUUGACUGGAGCUAUAUAGAGUUCAUAGAUAAUCAAGAUAUUCUUGAUCUCAUUGAAAAGAAACCUGGUGGUAUCAUUGCUCUUCUUGACGAGGCUUGUAUGUUUCCAAGAUCAACACAUGAAACAUUUGCGCAAAAACUUUAUCAAACUUUUAAAGACCAUAAACGCUUUAGCAAGCCAAAGUUGGCUCGUACUGAUUUCACAAUUAGUCAUUAUGCUGGCGAAGUUACUUACCAAACCGAACUCUUCCUGGAUAAGAACAAAGAUUAUGUUGUUGCAGAGCAUCAGGCACUCCUGAGUGCUUCCGAAUGCCCCUUUGUUUCAGGCUUAUUCCCACCUUUACCAGAAGAAUCUUCUAAAACAUCAAAAUUCUCAUCUAUAGGCUCUCGAUUUAAGUUACAACUGCAAGCUUUACUAGAAACUUUGAAUGCGACUGAGCCACACUAUAUUCGUUGUAUAAAGCCAAAUAAUCUUCUAAAGCCAUCAGUAUUUGAGAACAGUAAUGUUUUACAGCAACUUCGGUGUGGGGGAGUCAUGGAGGCAAUUAGGAUCAGUUGUGCUGGAUAUCCUACUAGAAGACCAUUUAAUGAAUUUGUAGCUCGUUUUAGCAUCUUAGCGCCUGCUGUUCUAAAUGGGAGCUAUGAUGAAGUUACUGCUUGCAAGAAGCUUUUAGAGAAAGCAAAUUUUGAGGGGUAUCAGAUUGGCAAAACAAAAGUGUUUCUCAGAGCUGGUCAGAUGGCAGAAUUAGAUGCUUGUCGAAGUGUGGUCUUAGGAAAAUCUGCAAGCAUUAUCCAGAGAAAAGUUCGUUCUUAUUAUGCUCGCAAGCACUUUAUUUCAAUAAGGAUGACUGCUCUACAAAUUCAAGCUUUGUGUAGAGGACAAGUUGCACGCUACCAGUAUGAGUGCAUGAGAAGGGAAGCUGCUUCCUUGAAAAUUCAGAAAAACUGUCGUAUGUAUCUUGCUAGGAACACUUACCAAAAGUUGUGCUCUUCAGCUGUUUCUAUUCAAAAUGGUAUCCGAGGGGUGGCUGCUCGUAAUGAGCUUGAGCGAAGGAAGCAGAUUAGAGGUGCUAUUAUAAUCCAGAGUCAAUGCCGAAAAUACCUAGCUCGCCAUCAUUAUUUGAGGACGAAGAAAGCAGCAAUAGCUAUGCAAUGUGCAUGGAGGAGAAAAGUUGCACGUGGAGAAUUAAGAAAGCUUAAAAUGGCUGCUAAGGAAACUGGUGCUCUCCAAGCCGCCAAAAGUAAGCUGGAAAAAGAAGUUGAAGAACUGACAUGGCGCCUUCAACUGGAGAAACGAAUGAGGUCUGACCUUGAGGAAGCCAAAACACAAGAAAAUGCAAAAUUGCAGUCUGCUUUGCAAGAGAUGCGACAACAGUUUCAAGAAACUAAGGCACUGCUUGCAGAGGAGCGUGAGGCUGCAAAGAAAGCAGCUGAACGGGCCCCUAUUAUACAGGAGGUUCCAGUAGUUGAUCAUGAACUUAUUAAUAAGCUUACUGCUGAAAAUGAGCAGCUUAAGGCUUUGGUAAGUUCACUGGAAAAGAAAAUUGAUGAAUCAGAGAAAAAGUUUGAAGAGUCCAGCAAGGUUAGUGAAGAGCGGUUAAAGCAGGCUACAGAUGCAGAGUCAAAGAUAAUUGAGUUAAAGACUGCCAUGCAGAGGCUUGAAGAAAAACUUUCUGACUUGGAAACUGAGGACCAAAUUCUUCGUCAGCAAGCAUUGCUGAUUUCACCUUCUAGGAAAAUGUCUGAACAUUUAGCAAUUCCAACAGCUCAGAUGCAGCCUUCAGAAAAUGGUCAUACUGAACCACCACUGACUGCUAUGCCAUCAAAAAAAUUUGGAACAUCUGAUAGUAGAUUGAGGAGAUCUCAAAUUGAAAGGCAGCAUGAGAGUGUAGAUGCUCUUAUCAAUUGUGUCUCACAAGAUAUUGGGUUCACUGACGGAAAGCCAGUUGCAGCAUUUACCAUAUAUAAAUUUCUUCUUCACUGGAAAUCAUUUGAAGCAGAAAGAACUAGUGUAUUUGACCGUCUUAUUCAGAUGAUUGGUUCUGCAAUAGAGGACCAGGAUAACAAUGACCAUAUGGCUUAUUGGCUAUCAAAUACAUCUUUACUGUUGUUCCUCCUCCAACGGAGUUUAAAAGCCCCUGGCACUUUGGCAGCCCGGAAGCCUCCUCCUCCAACAUCUUUAUUCGGAAGGAUGACCCAAGGCUUCCGCUCAUCUUCUGCCAAUCUUUCAGUUGGUCCAAUUGAUGUGGUGCGCCAAGUUGAGGCCAAGUAUCCUGCUCUGCUUUUUAAGCAGCAACUUACAGCAUAUGUGGAAAAAAUAUAUGGAAUCAUUCGAGACAAUUUGAAAAAGGACCUAUCACCACUGCUUUCUGCUUGCAUCCAUGCACCCAAAGCCUCACGAGGAGUUUCGAAGUCAAAUGGAGGAUCAAAUGGAAAUAGUCCUCCGGCUAAUCCUUGGCACAGCAUUAUUGAUAACAUUAAUGGGCUUCUCUCUACAUUGCAAGAAAAAUGUGUACCUUCUAUUCUUGUCCAGAAGAUUUUUACUCAAGUUUUCUCAUAUAUCAAUGUACAACUCUUUAAUAGCCUUCUCCUUCGUCGAGAGUGCUGUACAUUCAGCAAUGGGGAGUAUGUGAAGGCAGGAUUAGCUGAAUUAGAACUGUGGUGUGGCCAAGCCAAAGAAGAGUAUGCUGGCUCAUCUUGGGAUGAACUCAAGCACACAAGGCAGGCUGUUGGAUUCCUGGUUAUACACCAGAAGUCGAGAAUUUCUUAUGAUGAAAUUACAAAUGACCUAUGCCCCAUCUUAAGUGUUCAACAGCUUUAUAGAAUAUGUACACUGUACUGGGAUGACAAUUACAACACUCGAAGUGUAGCUUCUGAUGUCAUUUCCAGCAUGAAACUCCUAAUGACAGAUGAUACAACUGAUGACGAUAGCAGCUCCUUUUUGUUGGACGACAAUUCUAGCAUUCCUUUCUCAGUUGAAGACAUUUCUAGCGACUUGAAAGAGAAGAAAUUCUCAGAUAUUAAAUAUCCACCAGAAAUUCUCGAGAAUCCAGCUUUCCAAUUUUUACAGGAAUAAGGCUGUGAUUCUACUCUCUUUGUGGUUCACAUUUUUAUACUGAAGAUUCAACAGAAUUUUCCAACUCCAACAGCGAGUCCACUGCCGCAAUGUAAAUCCAUCUCCAAUUUUUUUUUCCUUCCUUCUCUUCAUAUAUAUUUUUUCUACAUUGUAAGUUUAUUCUUUUUAAAUUAGAAUUGUAAAGUUCCAUUAGGCUGGUUCAGAUAGUUUAUAGAGGAAACAAUAGGUUUUUGCACUUUUUAUUUUGUUGUGUUCUGUAUUAUCUUUGUUUUAUAUACUUUUGUAAUUGGUCACUUGGGCCAACAUUCUUUGUAGGGAUAGUAGGAGAGGGGGGGGGAUGUAUUAUAUUUGGGAGGAGCUGAUAUCAAAUGACUACUGCUCCACUCACCAACUUUUCCAUUUUGUACAAAGCAGUAGAAAUAACGUAAGCUUUUAUAGUGAAACUGCCUAGUUAUAUAUGGUUUAAGCCA
Molecule: messenger RNA, 5458 nt
Organism: Ziziphus jujuba (common jujube)
Lineage: Eukaryota; Viridiplantae; Streptophyta; Magnoliopsida; Rosales; Rhamnaceae
Product: myosin-6
Exons: 39
Coding region: 480-4988 (1502 amino acids)
Biological process (GO): vesicle transport along actin filament; actin filament organization
Cellular component (GO): actin cytoskeleton; vesicle; myosin complex
Molecular function (GO): ATP binding; actin filament binding; microfilament motor activity
Source: RefSeq, a predicted model, not a curated record